This is a messenger RNA of Cucurbita pepo subsp. pepo (vegetable marrow), 1744 nucleotides long. Its product is annotated as putative WRKY transcription factor 40. Gene Ontology annotation, molecular function: DNA-binding transcription factor activity; sequence-specific DNA binding. Gene Ontology annotation, biological process: regulation of DNA-templated transcription. The record is from RefSeq and is a predicted model, not a curated record. Lineage: Eukaryota; Viridiplantae; Streptophyta; Magnoliopsida; Cucurbitales; Cucurbitaceae.
UCUAAAAAAAAUGUGAGGGCAAUAAAUAAAAAAACCCUAAAUGGACCCCACAAAAACAUUAAUUACAAUUUAAAUUCAACGAUGAAGCAGAGGUUUUGCUUGACUUUGAAGCCCCAACUAGCUCAACCAGCAGAAGCAGCGCCCACCAAAUCAGAACCUCACCAUGAGUUUUCCUUCAAAUUGUCAUUGCCAGCUUGUUUUAUCCUAUUUCUCUCUCUUUCCAUCGACUUUCCUCUCUCUUUCUCUCCGACCCACCUCUAUAUAUUCUCUCCUUUCUCUCUUUUGCCUCUUGGAAUUGCUUUUGCACUGUGAAAUAACUUCUGGGUAUCCCUCAAACAGAGGAAAAAUCGAACCUUUUCUUGUUUUUUGACUUGGGUUUUUGGUGUUUCUUCCUUGCCUAUGGCUUCUUCUUAUUCCUCUUGGUUGGAUUCUGUUGACACUUCUCUGGAUCUCAAUCUUCAUCCUUUAAGAUUCACCGGCGAAGCUCCGGUGACGGUGAGUGAGACAGCCUCAAGCUCUGUACUUGUUUAUACUCAAAUGGGUUUUUUGUUUUCUGAAUUGGGUUUCUUUUUGUUUUUGCAGAAGGAGAGGAAUUAUUUGGAUCAUGAGAAGGUUUCUGUCAAAGAAGAGACUGGUGCUUUAAUGGAGGAACUGAAGAGAGUGAGUGCAGAGAACAAGAAAUUAACUGAAAUGUUGACUGUUGUGUGUGAAAAUUACAACACUUUGAGAGGUCAUCUGGUGGAUCAAAUGAACAAAAAUGGAGAAAAGGAAGUUUUUUGUUCGAAGAAGAGGAAAUCUGAGAGUAGUAACAAUAAUAAUAUGGUUGGAAUUAAUGGGAAUUCUGAGAGUAGUUCAACUGAUGAAGAAUCAUACAAGAAGCCAAAACAGGAAACCAUUAACAAAUCUUCUAAAACCACUCGAGUUCAAGUCAAAAUUGGUGCUUCUGAUUCAAAUUUGGUUGUUAAAGAUGGAUAUCAAUGGCGGAAAUACGGCCAGAAGGUCACUAGAGAUAAUCCUUGUCCUCGAGCUUAUUUUAAGUGUUCUUUUGCUCCGACCUGCCCUGUCAAAAAGAAGGUUCAGAGAAGUGUAGAGGAUCAGUCGAUUCUGGUAGCUACGUACGAAGGUGAACACAACCAUCCACAAUCUUCUCUGAUGGAAGCCACCUCCGGCACUGCUGCUGCUCGCUGCGUCGGCCUAACUCCAGCGGCGCCGACAACUCCCCUCGACUCGAGAAAGCCCAAAUCACCCUCUGAAGCUAAAACCACCUCCAGCCCAAGAUUUCAGUCGCCGGAAAUGCAACAAUUUCUUGUUGAACAGAUGGCGUCUUCAUUGACGAAGGACCCCAAUUUCACGGCGGCGCUGGCGGCGGCGAUUUCGGGGAAGAUUUUCCCACAUUAGUUAGUUAAGAAAGUGGGACUAUUUUCUUUGAGAUUAAUCUGUAAAUACACAUUGAAAGAAGAGAAGAUUUGACAGAUUUUAGGAGAUGGGGAAGAUCGUUUUGAGAUUUUUGAAGAAAAAAAACCUUAGAAAAAAAGUACAAUAACUCGAUGUUGAGUCAGAAAGAUAAGGGAAAAAUGAUAAGGGAAAAAUGACUAGUAAAGUCACUUUCUUAUCCAAAAAGGAACGAGAUUCAAAUUGGGUAAUUGGUUCACGGUUUUGGGGUGUUCGAGACGUUCUUGUUUCCAACUGUAUUGACGAAAUUAUUGAAGCAAUUGAAUGAAUUUGAUAGGAAUGAAUUUUAAAA